Molecule: messenger RNA, 842 nt
Organism: Leucoraja erinaceus (little skate)
Lineage: Eukaryota; Metazoa; Chordata; Chondrichthyes; Rajiformes; Rajidae
Gene: spryd4
Product: SPRY domain containing 4
Exons: 2
Coding region: 219-767 (182 amino acids)
Molecular function (GO): protein binding
Source: RefSeq, a predicted model, not a curated record
GGAGACGCUGUGCGUGGAUUGAGUGAAGAUGGCGACGGGGAGGACGGUGUGGGGAGGAAUGGCAGCGGCUCGGCUACUGCAGGGGAGUCGCUUUCCCAGUGGCCAACCCAGGCGCUGUACAUACCAAAAUGCUGGAGUAACUCAGCGGGUGAGGCAGCAUCUCUGGAGAGAAGGAAUGGGCGACGUUUCGGGUCGAGACCCUUCUUCAGACUGUUUUUAUGUUUGCAGAUUUAAAUUUCAAACUGGAUGAGAAGACUGCUCACUGUUCCUUGGACCUAUUCAAAAAAGAGACGGGAGUGAUCUACCGCAUGAUCGGUAUUGACCCAACCAAAGCGGCAAAGAACCCUGAACGCUUCACAGACUGGGCUGUGGUCUUGGCUGACACGCCACUGUCAUCUGGGAGGCAUUACUGGGAAGUAACAGUGAAACGGUCGCAAGAGUUCCGAAUCGGUGUGGCAGAGACUAAUAUGUCUCGAGAAGAAUGUAUUGGUGCCGAUAACUGCUCCUGGGUCUAUGCUUACCUCCAAAAGAAGUGGUAUUCCAUGGCAUCCAGCGAGAUGAUACCAGUCGACUUCUUUGGAAAGCCUGAUCGAGUUGGCUUUCUCCUGGACUGUGAAGCCAAGACACUCAGUUUAAUAGAAAUUGAGAAAGCUGCUGUUGUUAGCACAAUAAUGACUGAGUUUAGGGCACCACUUGUUCCAGCCUUUGCACUUUGGGAUGGAGAACUCAUAACACAUCCAUGCAAGGACAUACUGCAAGGCAUCUAAAUCCCUCCCGCCUGCCUUUAUUUUGUUCACGGUGUCUGUCAGUCAUUUUUAAUGAAAUGAUUGACUUUUAACCUG